This is a messenger RNA of Archocentrus centrarchus (flier cichlid), 1292 nucleotides long. RefSeq names its product THO complex subunit 4-like. Bases 105 to 920 code for a protein of 271 amino acids. Gene Ontology annotation, biological process: mRNA export from nucleus. The record is from RefSeq and is a predicted model, not a curated record. Gene Ontology annotation, molecular function: mRNA binding. Lineage: Eukaryota; Metazoa; Chordata; Actinopteri; Cichliformes; Cichlidae. The transcript has 6 exons. Gene Ontology annotation, cellular component: nucleus.
UCCGGUGAUUUCAACACCGCGCCGCCGGCGGCUUAUAAACAGCAACCGCUUUUGAAGCGCCUUUGUCUGCUUUUAUUGUCGGUGAAUAAAUAUCGAGCGACGCCAUGGCUGAUAAGAUGGACAUGUCUCUGGAUGAUAUUAUCAAAAUGAACAGGAAAGGAGGAAGCAGCGGAGGAGGCCGCGGAAGAGGAACGUCCGUCCGUGCUGGAGGCUCAGGUCGAGGCGGCGGGCCGUCGAGGCCGGCGCGGGGCCGACAGAGCAACUUCACCCGAAACAGCAGACCCACGCCGUACACCAGGCCAAGAGAGUUACCCGACAAAUGGCAGCAUGACAUGUUUGAGGAGUACACUGGUGGACGUGGAGGAAACAGUGGAGGAAGCAGUGGCGGAAACAGUGGCGGAAACGAUGGUGGAAACAGCGGCAAGCUGCUGAUUUCCAAUCUGGACUUUGGUGUCUCUGAUUCCGAUAUCAAGGAGCUGUUUGCGGAGUUCGGGGCACUGAAGAAAGCGUCUAUACACUACGAUCGGUCCGGCCGCAGUAAAGGAACUGCAGACGUCCACUUUGCAAAUAAGGAAGAGGCACUGAAAGCCAUGAGGCACUAUAACGGCGUCCCUCUUGAUGGCCGCCCCAUGAAAAUACAGCAAGUCACUUCAGAGUUCAACACAGAGGCUAGACCGUAUACACAGGGUGUAAACAAAGGGUUUGAUCGUGCCCGGCUCGGUCAGCCCAGGUUUGAAAGGCGGCAAGGCAGCGGCAGUGGAGGUUUCAGAGGCAGCGGCAGUGGAGGUUUCAGAGGCAGCGGCAGUGGAGGUUUCAGAGGCCGCGGGAGGGGAGGCGGAAACAGACCUCAGCUUUCCGCAGAGGAGCUGGACGCCCAGUUGGAUGCUUACAAUGCCGAGUGUCAGAUGGAAACCAGUUAAAAGGACGAUGCUCCCCUUCCUGAUUUUUUUUUUUUUUUUUUUUUUUUUGCGGUUAAUUGGAUGUGAUGAUCAGGCUUUAUGACGCUUGUGUUUUAAAGGCAUUUUGUAUGGACCAUUAUCUUUUUGUUAAAUUUUCAAAAUUUCUCUAUUUUUAUAGCUAACUGUGUUAUGAGGAUUCAGGAAGUAUUCUUGCCUUAAACCUGCAUUGGGAUUCUUUUGUUCUCUUUGUAAUGGUAUAAACGUGAUUUAAUGACAGACUGUCGAAUGUAAAUUAGAACAAGCUGAAUUUUAAUGUACACUGGCUCUGUCACUCAGUACUGUAUAUUUGACAUGUGGACAUGUUCAAAGGAUUUUGUACAUAAAAACAUUAUA